Messenger RNA from Synchiropus splendidus (mandarinfish), 6014 nucleotides. RefSeq lists its product as uncharacterized. Gene Ontology annotation, molecular function: nucleic acid binding; zinc ion binding. The coding region runs from base 177 to 2765 and encodes 862 amino acids. The record is from RefSeq and is a predicted model, not a curated record. NCBI's taxonomy places the organism in Eukaryota, Metazoa, Chordata, Actinopteri, Syngnathiformes, Callionymidae. The transcript is spliced from 2 exons. Gene Ontology annotation, biological process: DNA integration.
CUAGGAAGCAAUUGAAGUUAGACUUGGAUGAAAGUGAAAUAGUGUCACUCAUUGACAACCUGGAGAAAUGUAAGGAAGAUGUUGAUAACAUCUAUAUUAAGAUAAGGAAAUAUAUUUCUCCAAGCAAUGAAACGAGACGGCGUGUUGAUGCAUGUGAAGCCGUCACAAGGGACAUUAUGAAGAUAGCUCAGGAACGACUUGUUGGCCUAGACGGAGAUUACGAUCCAGAAACUGUGAAGCACCGCCUUCAUGAGCUUUCAAAGUGUGAUUACGCUCACUCAAUUUAUGGUUCAACAGUGUCACCCUCCAGUCUACACUCAAGCAGUUCAAGUCAAAGUUCCAUUCUAGCAGCCAAAAGAACAGAAGCUGCAGCAGAACUUGCAGCCAAGGAAGCUGAGUAUGAAGGGAAAUUAAAGGAGGAAAUGCAAAGACAAAGAAUACAACGUUUGGAAGAACAACAGAAAAGAGAACUGCUAGAUCAGAAAGGCGAGUUAGACAGACUUAAAGCAGAGGCUGACAUCAGGGCUGCAAGAGCAAGAUUGGAAGUGUACAAUCAAGAAGUCAACGUACACUCCUAUGAUUACGAAACUAAAACGUAUGAGAGAGUGUUUCUUGAACGUCCUGUACAAUCAACACCAGGCCAGCACCACUCUAAAGCUCUGCCAGCUUCACCUCCUCCGCCCGCAGAUGUGUCAUUUCUGGCUCAAGCACUACAAGACAGCAUCGCCCUGAACCGGCUACCAAUGCCUGAACCUACCGUUUUCUCUGGCGACCCGAUACAGUUCAAUGAAUGGAAGGCCUCAUUCGUAUCUCUCAUUGACAGGAAGAAUAUUUCAUCAGCCGAAAAACUUCACUAUCUGAGAAGAUACGUCAGUGGUGAAGCUCGAAAAACACUGGAAGGCAUUUUCUACAGAGAUGAUGAUGAUGCAUAUAAGGAUGCCUGGCUUCGUCUCAACCACAGGUACGGUCAGCCCUUUACUAUUCAAAGAGCAAUCAGAGAAAAACUGAAAAACUGGCCAAAACUCCAGCCCAAAGAUGCAGGAGGAUUCAGAGCAUUAGCAGACUUUCUCCAAACAUGUCUGGAAGCCAUUCCUCAUGUCAAGGGUUUAAACAUAUUAAAUGAUUGUGAGGAGAAUCAAAAAUUAGUCAAGAAACUACCAGAUUGGGCCGCAUCACGCUGGAACCGACAUGUCACUCAGGUGAUCAAUGAAAGGCAGGAAUUUCCAGAAUUCAAGGAAUUUGUCUCAUUCAUGCAUAUGGAAGCUGAGAUUGCGUGUAAUCCCAUAACUUCCUUUCACGCACUGAAUUCAAGUGAGACGCAUGCAGACAAACUCCCAUCAAAGGAGAGAAGAAACAGGUCCAAUGUUCUCCAUACACAGACCUCCACGGAAACUCAUCCACCUUCAAAAACAAAUGCAAACCCUCUGUGCAUGUUCUGUCUCAGUAUUAGCCAUCGUCUACACCGAUGUCCAAACUUCAGACGCACCUCACUAGAUGAAAGGCGAGAAUUUGUGAAAGACAAACGUCUCUGUUUUGGUUGUCUAAAACCUGGACACAGUGCGAAGGAGUGCCACCGCAAACAUAUCUGCGACAACUGUAAAGGAAGACAUCCAACUCAGCUCCAUGAUGACAACUUCUGCAAAGGGAAACCAAAGCUUGUGUCACCCCAACCGGACAUGGAAACGGCAACAACACAGUCUCUGCACACAAGAACUGAAGACUCAUCGAUCCACACAUCCAUGAUUGUUCCAGUUUGGAUCUCUUUAAGCCACAAUCCAGUUACAGAGAAGCUAGUUUAUGCUCUUCUGGACACUCAAAGUGACACUGUCUUCAUUGAUGAAGAGGUCGGUCAUAGUCUUCAAGCAGAGACACAGCCUGUAAAGUUAAAGAUGACAACGAUGAUGGGGAGAGAUGAGGUAAUGAAUAGUGAAAGGAUUACGGGUCUCAGAGUGCGAGGCUAUAAUUCAUCAACCUACAUCGAUCUACCACCAGCUUACAGCCGAGACUGCAUUCCAAUUAGUCGAGCACACAUUCCUACGUGUGAAACGGCAAGACAGUGGAACCAUCUUCAACAAAUCGCUCAAGAGAUUCCACCACCACUAAAAUGUGACGUUGGUCUUCUAAUCGGCUACAACUGCUCUCAAGCGUUAGCACCACGACAAGUGAUUCUGGGAGGAGAUAAUGAGCCUUAUGCAGUUCGAACUGAUUUGGGUUGGAGUGUUGUUGGUGGUUCAUCAUUCCAUAACAAAUCUGGCAUCAACAGCAUUUGCCACAGAGUUGCUGUCAAGGAACAUCCCCCGGUGACACCACUAGAUGUUAUUAAGGUUCUGGAGUCUGAUUUCAAGGACACAGACAAGAGUGAAAAUUCGUUCUGUCAAGAUGACAUUCUCUUUCUCAAUAUAAUGAGGGAAAACAUCAGCAAAAAUGAUCAAGGACAUUAUGAAAUGCCGCUACCAUUUAAGGAAAGACCACAUCUCCCGAACAACAGACAACUUGCAGUCGUGCGACUAGGCCACCUGAAAAAGAAAUUACUGAGGGAUGAAAUGUACAAAGAACAUUAUGUGAAGUUCAUGAGUGAAGUCAUUGACAGAGGUGAUGCAGAAGAAGUGCACCAAGGUGGAAAGGAAGGAGAAAGGUGGUACAUUCCACACCAUGGAGUUUAUCACGCCAAAAAACCAAGUAAGCUCCGUGUGGUCUUCGACUGUUCUGCAAGAUACCAAGGAACAAGCCUCAAUGAACAUCUUCUUCGAGUUUCAUGUGCCUGAACCUGACAGAGACUACCUACGUUUCCUUUGGUGGAAAAAUGGAGAUCUUACAGCAGAGCCUUCCGAAUACAGAAUGAAGGUCCAUCUCUUUGGUGCAGCAUCAUCGCCUGGAUGUGCCAACUACGGACUCAAACAUCUGGCAAAGGAGAACCAAGGUCAGUUUCCUCUUGGAUCACAGUAUAUCAUGAAAGACUUUUAUGUUGACGAUGGUGUUACAAGUGUAGCAGAUGCGAGCCAAGCUGUUCAGCUUGCACAGGAGGCAACACAACUGUGUGCUUUAGGUGGUCUAAGACUCCAUAAAUUUGUGUCCAACAGCAAGCUUGUUCUUGAAAGUUUACCACAGUCUGAAUGUGCCAUUCACUUACAAGAUCUUGAUUUGAAUCUCAAUGAGCCCAAAACAGAACGAGCUCUGGGGAUACAUUGGCACCCUGAGUCUGACACUUUGAGAUUUCAAAACUACCUGAAAGGACAACCUGAAUCACGGCGUGGGAUACUGUCCACAGUUGCCUCAAUUUACGACCCACUUGGUCUAAUCGCUCCAGUCUUGCUUGUUGGAAAAAGAGUGCUUCAGGAGACUUGUAAACGUGGAAUUAGCUGGGAUGAACCACUUGUCAGCCCACUACAAGCUACGUGGGAACAAUGGAAAGGUGAGCUGAAUAGACUGAAUUCAAUCUCAGUUGCUCGUUGUUUCAUUCCCUCUGACUUUGGACACACAGUAAAAAGAGAGCUACAUCACUUUUCUGAUGCUAGCACAUAUGGGUAUGGCCAAUGCUCAUACCUACGACUGUUAAAUGAUGCAGGAGAUGUCCACUGUACUCUGAUUAUGGCCAAGUCCAGAGUUGCGCCAAUCAAAGUUGUAACGGUCCCCAGACUAGAACUGACUGCAGCAGUUGUUUCAGUUUCAAUCAGUCACAUAUUGAAGGAAGAACUUGAUCUUGAGGGAGCUGAGGAGUACUUUUGGACGGAUUCCAAAGUCGUCUUGGGUUACAUCAACAAUGAGGCUCGACGUUUUCAUACAUUUGUCUCAAACAGAGUACAGAAAAUACGCCUCAUGACCAGCCCGCAGCAAUGGCGAUACAUAUCGUCAGAAGAAAACCCUGCUGACCUCGCCUCCCGGGGCUCCACUGCAGACCAACUCGUUACUUCAGGCUGGUUUUCAGGACCGCAGUUUCUAUGGCAAAGGGAGCUACCUCCGGAAAUAGAGUUCAUACCUGAUGUACAAAUUGGAGACCCUGAAGUGAAAGGCGUACAACCUCUCAAUGUACAGUGUACUGAGCAAACAAAUCUGUUGGAGAAACUCUCAAAGUUCUCCUCUUGGAGCAAGGUCACUCAAGCAAUCGCUCGUCUAAUCCGCCGUGCCAAGGGUGACACAUCAACGGACCUCAGCACUGUUCAGGAGAGAGAGGAAGCAAAAUGUUUAAUCAUCCAGCGUCUACAAGUGCAAGAAUAUUCACAAGAGAUUCACAAAACACUGAAAAGAGGAAUUCUACUGUCACCACAGAGUCAACUUUACAAGUUUGAUGCCUUUCUUGAUCAGGACGGAAUACUCAAGGUGGGAGGACGACUUAGAAAUUCAUCUCUCCCAACAUUUCAAAAGCAUCCAACUUUGCUUCCAAAGAAUCACCACAUCACCAAGCUGAUCAUUGCUCAUUAUCACUCGACGAUCAAGCAUCAAGGAAAAGGCAUGACAAUGAACGAGAUCAGAGCCAACGGGUAUUGGAUUCCAGGUCUUAACGGAACAGUCGCAUCACUAAUUCAUCACUGCGUCACAUGUCGAAAGCUAAGAGGAAGCACAGAAGAGCAGAGAAUGGCUGAUUUACCAUCUGAACGUUUGGAUCCUUCACCACCAUUCACAUACUGUGGAAUGGACUGCUUCGGUCCUUUUCUCACGAAACAAGGACGAAAGACAAACAAGAGAUAUGGACUCUUAUUUACUUGCCUGUAUUCUCGUGCAAUCCAUAUUGAGAUGUUGGUGGACAUGUCAUCUGAUGCAUUCAUCAACGCCCUUCGAUGUUUUAUUGCUCUGAGAGGAACUGUGCGUCAGAUAAGGUGUGAUCAUGGCAGUAAUUUUGUCGGCGCAAAGCAUGAACUCACUCAAGCUCUAAAGGAACUUGACUGCAACAGACUGGCUACCUAUUUAGCGGAGAGACAGUGUGACUUUAAAAUGAAUGCUCCCCAUGCCAGUCACGCAGGAGGUGUAUGGGAGCGACAAAUCCGAACAGUCAGAAAUGUUCUCAGUGCUACACUUUCGCUCUCAUCUAACAGAUUAGACGAUAGUUCACUGCGGACCUUCUUCUACGAAGCUAUGUUCAUUGUGAACAGUCGCCCCCUCACAGUUGAAAACCUCAGUGAUCCAAACAGCCUUGAACCACUAACGCCUAAUCAUCUAAUCACCAUGAAAUCAUCUGUGGCUUUACCUCCACCUGGCAAGUUCAUCAAAGAGGACAUGUAUGCUCGAAAGCGAUAGCGUCGCGUUCAGUUUCUCUCCGAACAGUUUUGGAGUCGAUGGAAGGGGGAAUAUUUGAGCAACAUCUCGACACGUCAACGUUGGUACAAAAUAAGAAGGAAUCUUCGUGUAGGAGACAUUGUCCUGGAGAAGACACUGGACCAUCCACGAAGUGAAUGGAAAUUGUCAAAGGUGGUUCAGACAGUGACGGACAAGGACGGACUCGUAAGAAGAGUGAAGAUACAAGUUGCUGAUCAGAAGAUUGGGCCAGAUGGACAACGUUUUGGCAAGAUAUCAGUUGUGGAACGACCAGUUCAUAAGUUGAUCCUUCUGGUGGAGACUGCAUAAUUGACAAUGUUAUUUAGAGACAUAUCCUUAAUAAGUGAUGUUUAACGGAUAUUAAUGACAUCAUCUAAAGUGGACUGAAAGCAUUUAAGUAAAUCAUUCGUUUAUUUAUGUGAAUCAGAGUUACACUCAUGAUUGGUGGGAGUGUAACAGAUUUAAUGUUAGAUAAAUGGUGUUCUGAGUUCGAUGUUUGUUGUUUCGGUGAGAAUUAUUAUUUUAAUUUGAAAGGCUAUCCCGGAAGUAUUCUAAUCAUCCACACUAUGAGCUUGACGCAAGUUACCCGAGUUAAGCAAUUUAAUUUUGGCGUUUGACUGAGUAGGGCACAAGGUUUGUAUAUGUUUCCUCUGUGACUUGAUAUAUUUUGUCUUUACUUUAUUGAGACGGACAGCAUGUGGGGAAUAUUUUGUUUUAGUGCGUUUGGCUUUCGACUUGACAAGCAUAGCGAACUUUGCUAACGG